Messenger RNA from Magallana angulata, 2390 nucleotides. RefSeq lists its product as uncharacterized. Lineage: Eukaryota; Metazoa; Mollusca; Bivalvia; Ostreida; Ostreidae. The record is from RefSeq and is a predicted model, not a curated record. Bases 103 to 2292 code for a protein of 729 amino acids. The transcript is spliced from 2 exons.
GCCAUAUUUUGGAAGUGUUGACAGAGGUUGCAAACGAUAUCAAGUGUCAGACGUCCAAAUUCCGAAGUAAGUCAAGGGAAAGAGGGAGAGAAAAGGGAAAGCAUGGGGUCUGAAUCUGAUUUGGAAGAGUUGCACAAUUCCAUUUUGAGUCUGUGUGAAGAUGAAUCCCAAUCCAAAACACUGGAUCAGACUUUAAAUUUGUCUCCGAUAAAGGCGAACGAAGCCAGUCUAGUGGAUACCCCAUCGACUAAAGAUGCUGUUGACGAUAAAUGUACGCCCAGUUUACUGGGACCUCAUCUUUCUAAAGUUGAUAUGACAUUUACAAUGCGAGCUCACAGUACUCCAAUAGUUCCAAAAAGGCUCUGUCCUAUGGCUGCUCCUGCUUCAAUAGAUAAGGAAUGUGCUAGAGCUACAGAGGAAGUGGAGGAAGAUGGGGAUCAAGAAGAUGCUGAGCUGGAAGAAUUGAGGAAGAUGAAGUAUGAAGAUUUGUUAUCAGAAGUAACAGUGCUCUGUGGUCUUCCACGAAAUAGUCUAUGUAGUUCUGAAGGACCAUCCAGGUUAAAAAUGGAGGAUUCCUUGAAAAACCUCAAUCAGACACAGCUGAGCAAAAUCAACAUGGACAGCAUUUUGUCUCAGUCCUACAUUACUAAAGAUAAGCAGAUGACAGGUGAAGAGGCUUCCACAGAAGAUUCUAAACUGGAGGAAAGAACACCUGGAAGAUUUGCAGGCCUUUCCACUACAACGCCUGUAGCUUCACUUCUUCUUGAAGAAGAUGAUGAUGAAGAAGUGGAACUUGCAGAAGACAUUCUUGGAUUGGAUGAGUUUAUAUACAGUCAGUUAGACUCAGAUGAUAAUUUUGAUGAAGAAACUUUGUUGUUUGGAGAAGAUACUGUUGUGACAGACAAAACUGUGAAAAAUUUCUCAAAAGUUGAAGCAUCAAACAAGGAAGAUUUGGACCCUGAUCAGAAAUCCUUACAUCUAGUUCAAAAUGAUUACAUUGUGAUAGAUUCAACAUCAGAUACUGAGAACAAUCAUAGUACAGAACCUGCUGAAUCAAAGACAUCCAGUGCAGCAACAACUUAUGCUGAUAUUAAUGCAAAUGUUGUGUGUACUGGUCAGAAGAGAAAGGACAGUGAUGUAGAAAAGGAUGAACAUGAUUCAAAGAAGUCAAAAGUGUCAAAUGCGAAGAAGGUGGUGACAGCUGAAGGACUUUCAAAAAAGGGUGUUGAGAAGGAUGAAACAGGGUCUGAUGUUGAAUAUGUGGUAAUAAGUUUGAUUGAUAGCUCGGAAUCUGAUUUAGAUGGGAAGUCGGACAAAGAGGACAAUGAUAUUACUUUGAGAGCAGACGACAGAGAGAAAAGCCAGACAAGUACUGCUAGAAAGAAUAAUAUUCCUACGGUGUGCGUGAGUCCUCUUGUAGGUAACAAGAUUUUGCAGGAUCAGUGUGAUUCUAGAAGCAGUCAGGCCAAAGAGGGCUAUUGCGCUGAAAUAGAUUAUAAUAAAGAAAGGUCCUUCUUGAAAGAUGAAAAUGAAUUGACUAGGAGUGUGAUGAGAAGAUGGAACUCGAAUGGUAUUCAUAAUCCUGACAGUAACUUGACUCAUGCGACAACUAUUAGAAGAAAGAACAAUGGAGUGAAAGGUCGGCUGGAAGGUUUUCAUCUUUCAACUUUGCACGGGGAAAACAGUGACAUAAAUUACAGAAGCAACAGUGCAUUAAACACAAGAUCGCUCACAGAUUGUAUUAGAAAGCUGAAAAUGGAUAUGAUGGAAUUAGAGCGGAACCAUUUUGAUUGUCUUCAGGACAUGAAAUGUAUAUUCAGAUCGAAAAUGGUUGAGAAAGAUUCUGUUGACCGAAAUCGCAUUAGAAACCUACGAUGUCAACAAGAAAUGGAAGCGAGAUCUGUUCAUUAUCAUUAUAUAGACCCAACUGUAAAACGAUGCCAACUCAUGCAGCUAAAGAUAGACCACAUGGCACAAAUUGAUCAUCUCCAAUGUAUAGCCUUGAGAGACGAUGAAUUUAUGAGGGAGGAAUAUUCCAGAAAAGUGGAAGCAGAGAGAAAUCGAUUUGAGGAACAGUAUAACAAGAUAUCCUCACUCAUUCAACAGUUAAGUCGUAGAGAGUUUGAGGAAAAAGACGAUCAGUUUGGACCUCACAUAAUGGUAAAUCUGGCGAAAGCUCCAUGUGUUGCCAGCAACGAGAAGCAGACCCAGGUGUCCGUUUGUUUGCCAUUGGAAAUUGCAAAUGCCAUACUCAAAGAGGACGAACUUUAUGACAGAUUUUAUGAAUAUUAGGUAUAAUUUGGUGUUCAAUCAAAGAAAAUUCACUUCGUGUUCUACAUAUUAAAAUGCUAUUUUUAGUUUUGUUAAAAUCUUGAGCUCUGGUUGUGAUA